Molecule: messenger RNA, 1501 nt
Organism: Tarenaya hassleriana
Lineage: Eukaryota; Viridiplantae; Streptophyta; Magnoliopsida; Brassicales; Cleomaceae
Product: ribosomal protein L11 methyltransferase
Exons: 8
Coding region: 116-1258 (380 amino acids)
Biological process (GO): peptidyl-lysine trimethylation
Cellular component (GO): mitochondrion
Molecular function (GO): protein-lysine N-methyltransferase activity
Source: RefSeq, a predicted model, not a curated record
GCCAUGACUCGAAAGCUGGGUCUGGUACGCUCAGCGAGAAAGGGUUUGCAGAGAACGCCAUUGAAUUUGGAAAUUUUCCUUGAAGAAAAGACCCCAGAGAAAAAGGGCAAAAAAAAUGUCGGCUUGUAAUUUCUUCAAACACCUUCCGUGCAUUUCUUACCAGACUUUCUCCCGCCAUUUCCUCAAGCCUCAACGCUUCUCUUCUUCUUCUACGCCUCGUUCCUUGUUCUCUGUCUCCGCUUCUUCUUCUUCUUCUUCUUCUUCUUCUUCCUCCUUUGCUGCUAAUGCUGAGCCAUUCACUGCACCUUACCUCUCAGUUCGCAUUCACUGUCCCAAACAUGUCGCUGAUCCGUUCUCAGAGGCACUGCUGUGUUUUGGCGCGAGUUCAGUCAGCGUGGAUGAAGAAGACGACAUUGCGGCUCCUGGGUCUUGUGUUGGUUCCGAUGAGAUACGUAUAGACUCGAUAUUUCCGGUGGACGGAGAGGUGAAAAUGUGCAUUUCACAGGCUGCGGAUUUGGUAGGCUUGAAGGAGAUACCGAAUUACGAAGUUGAAAUGGGAGAGGAAUAUGACUGGGUAACCAAGACUCAGGAAUCGUUUCGGCCCGUCGAAGUGGCAGAUGGACUUUGGAUCGUGCCCGAGUGGACAUCUCCCCCUGCUGCUGAAGCAGUUAACAUAAUUCUGAACCCCGGGUUGGCAUUUGGAACGGGGGAGCAUCCUACUACGAAACUGUGCCUAUUGCUUCUACGGAGCUUGAUAAAAGGGGGAGAAACAUUCCUUGAUUAUGGUACUGGUUCGGGAAUUCUGGCAAUUGCAGCCCUUAAGUUUGGAGCUGCAUGUUCUGUUGGCGUCGAUAUCGAUCCACUGGCAAUUACAUCGGCACGUCAUAACGCAGCCCUUAACAGCAUUCAGCCGGAGAAACUGCAGUUGCACCUUGUUCCAGGCGAGAACACGCCUCUUCUGUCUGAUCAUGGACAGAAGGACGAGGAGAAGAGCUCUUCUGGGGUCGAAGUAGAGUUGCGAAAAGAACACUUUGACGUUGUCGUUGCAAACAUUCUCUUGAAUCCGCUUAUUGAGUUGGCGGAUCAUAUAGUUUCACAUGCCAAGGCCGGGGCAAGUGUUGGCAUUUCCGGUAUUCUUUCUGAACAGCUUCCGGAUGUGAUAGAACGGUACUCUCAGUUCUUGGAGUGUAUUUCUGUGUCCAAAAUGGAUGACUGGGUAUGUGUCAGCGGAUUCAAGAAAGCCAAUGCCAUUCAUUGAUAACUGAUCUUUGCCUCUGUGUUAUCAGAAAUUGUUUAAACUGACCCCAGAGAGAGAGAGAGAGAGAGAGAGAGAGAGAGAGAGAGAGAGAGAGAGAGAGAGAGAGAGAGAGAGUCUUCUGUAGAAUGCAACGUUACAAAGGUCUUUCCCAUUACGUUGUAUCUCUCUCUCUCUCUCACCACACUAUUGUUUUUGUUCUCUAAGCUGCUUUUUAUUAUGUUGAUCCAUUGGGCCGAUUUUUGA